Molecule: messenger RNA, 162 nt
Organism: Pyrenophora tritici-repentis Pt-1C-BFP
Lineage: Eukaryota; Fungi; Ascomycota; Dothideomycetes; Pleosporales; Pleosporaceae
Source: RefSeq, a predicted model, not a curated record
AUGGGUAUCACAGAGAAGACCCGACACGCACGUCUACUGCUCUCCUCCAUUGGCUUCCCUCCAGGUAGUACAAUGAGCUUGCAGUUCCCUGCUCUCGUCACCGGCCACUCCGAGGAGAGCAGGUACUCAGCUGUCAUUGAAACAGAGAGUGGGUCUUUGUAG